Molecule: messenger RNA, 1440 nt
Organism: Spea bombifrons (plains spadefoot toad)
Lineage: Eukaryota; Metazoa; Chordata; Amphibia; Anura; Pelobatidae
Gene: RNLS
Product: renalase, FAD dependent amine oxidase
Exons: 7
Coding region: 128-1159 (343 amino acids)
Cellular component (GO): extracellular region
Molecular function (GO): oxidoreductase activity, acting on NAD(P)H
Source: RefSeq, a predicted model, not a curated record
UUGCAGUAGCGUUCGCCGCAGGCCUGAGCUUUUUCCCAGACUGUAACCCGGGGAAAGUUACGUUUGUCCGGCUGCUGUAAGCGGCUGUCCGCAGGCUGAUCGUUGUACUCGCCGGCUGCACACAGCCAUGUCCCGGAUACUAAUCGUGGGCGCCGGGCUCACGGGCAGCCUGUGUGCUUAUCUCUUAAGAAAGGAACUGCCUGGCAAACUGCAGCUUGUCAUAUGGGACAAAGCCAAGGGUGCAGGAGGCAGAAUGUCCACAAGCCGCUGUCCAUCUGAUCCAAACUGUACAGUUGACUUGGGAGCCCAGUAUAUCACCGUAACUCCAGAUUACGCACGGAAGCACAAAACAUUUCACGAUGACCUGUUGGCUCAUGGCAUUUGUAAACCCCUAAGUGCCGUGGUGGAGGGUAUGGUGAUGAAAGAUGGGUCUCGUAAUUUGGUUACACCUCAAGGAAUCUCUUCCAUCGUCAAGCAUUACCUCAAACAGUCAGCAGGUGCUGACGUCUUCUAUGAACACCAUGUAACACAGAUAAACCUUCAAGGUGGCAAAUGGCAGGUGUGCAGAAGAUCUGGAUCUCCUGAAAACUUUGAUGCAGUGGUCCUCACUAUGCCCGUCCCCCAGAUUUUACAGCUUCAGGGUGACAUUGCAAAAUUAAUUAAGGAAAGCCAAAGGCAACAACUGGAAACUGUCAGCUACUCGUCUCGCUAUGCCCUGGGUCUCUUUUAUGAAGCAGGCACACAGAUUGAUGUCCCCUGGGCAGCAAAGUACAUCACCGAUAAUCCGUGCAUACGCUUCAUCUGCAUUGAUAAUAAGAAGCGCAAUGUAGAAUCUUCAGGAAUUGGCCCAUCAAUUGUUGUCCACACCAGUGUACCUUUCGGAAUUAAACAUCUGGAGGAAGAAAAGGAAGUUGUACAACCACUGAUUUUAAAGGAGCUUAGCACCAUUUUGUCUCAUCUUCCCCAGCCCAUUGACAUCAAGUGUCAAAAAUGGAGAUAUUCGCAGGUCACUGAGGCGUUUCCAGGUUGCCCCGGCCAGAUACCGCUACACACAGAGCCGCUGCUGCUCUGCGGAGGAGACGGAUUUACUCAUUCUAAUUUUGACGGGUGCACAGAGUCAGCCUUGCGUAUUGUGGAAAUGUUAGCAUCUCGGUUAUAAUAUUGGCACGGAACAUCUAUGUACACUGUGGUUACGUGAUAACAUCACUUUUUACUAGUGGACAUUACGCAGUUGUGGGGAUAUGCUGAUUCAAUUUAUUGUUUCCUGCCCUUGGCCACGUUUUCACUGAAAGGCGUUCUAAAAAAUACUCUGAUAGAACCGACUGUAACUUUUAUAGGAGGUGUCGCUGGUUCUUCAUUGCGAAAUCAUGAAGCAGAUUUAUCAAGUUUUUUUAUGGCGCUGUAAUCAAAUAUAAAGUGAAGACCCAUUGCAUUUCCAAA